AUGAAAAAUAGCAAGGGAGGUCAUAUUGGUCGAAUGACUUCAAUACAAUUCUCAAAACUUCCAUCAUUAAGUCGUAGUGAUAAACAAAGAAAAGUUUCAUUAGAAGAGAGUAAUGAAUUACCAACACCUACUGUACAGUCAUCACAUUCAGAAAAAAAAGGAAAUUUAAUUAAAAAAUUUGGUACUAAUUUGAAUCAAAUGUUUAAAACACCACGAAUUGGUUUUAUGGGAAUGAUUACACCAUACAUCCCUCCUAAAAAUGAAAAUAAUGAUGGUGAAAAUGAAAUUAAAGAAGUUGAUAGUGUUAAAGAAGAACAUAAAAAUGAAGAAUUAGAAAUAACAAAUAAUGAGAAUGAAAAAUAUAUUAUUGUUGGAGAAGAAAUUACUAAAAUUAAAUUAGGAGAUCGAACAUUUCAAAACAUCCCUUUAAUUCAGUCAUAUAUCCAAAAAUAUAUUUUAGUUAGUUUAAAAUAUCAAACUACUAUUCCAUUCGAUAAAUUACCACUUAAAGAAAAACUUGAAUUACUUGAAGAUAAUGGUUUAUCUCAAUAUUCUUCAAUUAUUACUUCAAUUAGUGAAAAUAAAACAACUAAAUUUAAUGUUAGUAAAAUGGAAUGGAAAUUUAGAGGUAUUAAAGAGAAAGAUAUUCCUUUUAUUAUGGAACUUAUAAAUACUCAAGACAUUGGUAGUCAAUUAUUUAAAAAAAUAAGUGAAGAGAGUUAUAAAGAGUUACAUAUUGUUUUGAUGAUUCUUAAUGAGUUAAAUAAAGGGAAUUAUCCAAAUCUCUAUGAAAUUGGUUCUAUUAGAAUUGCAUUAUUAUUAUGGAAACAUUUUUUCCUAUCAUUACCUAAUCCAGUUAUUGAAGAAGAUGUUUAUAAUGAAAUGUUAAUAUAUAUUGAACAAGGAAAUAUUAAAAAAGAAGAAUUAAUUCAAAUGGAAGAGAAUGCACUAGGUAAAAAAGGUGAAAUAAAAAGGGCAGUUUUUGAUUAUACAAUUAGUUUUAUUAAUGAAUUAAUUGAUCAAUGUAAAAUGAAUAAAGAAAUGCAACAAGAAUGUGCAAGUUAUUUUCUAAAUUGUUUGUGUCAAGGGAUGAUUAAUAGAAAGAGUGUUAUAUCUCUAAUUUCAUUAUUAUCAUCACCAUCUAAUAAUGAACAAAUAAUACAAUUUGAAAGUACAUGGCAAUAUGAAGGAGAAUUUAUUGAAUAUUGUUAUAAUGAUGUUUAUUGUCCAUUCAAAUAUAUUACAACACAUGAAAUGAAAGAUGAUUCUUUUAAUUUUGAUUCAUGGGAACAUGGUAAACUCUUUUUAACGAAUUAUAGAAUAAAAUUUGUUCCUGAUAAUUGUGAUGACUCAAGUAAAAUACAAAUAAUUUCAACGAUUGGUCAAAUACCAAUUAAUUAUAUUGCAAGUUUUAGAAUUGAAGAAAGAAAUCAAUUAUACGGCUUGGUAGUGUUUUGUAGAAAUUUUACUCAUUUAUUUUUUGGAUCAAAACAACCAUUUGAUUCUAUUGAUAAAGAAUUUGUUCAUAUUCAAUAUCAGUAUCAACCAUUUAAUGAAUAUCAAUCAAAAAUUUUCGAUGAAAAUACUUUGAAUGAUAUAGUUCAAUUUGAAUAUAAACGAAUUGGUUAUUCUUUUGAUGGAACAGAAUCAAACUCCACAUCUAAACAAUAUAAAAUUAAUGCACCUAUUGUUGAAGGUAUUGAAUGUUCAGAUACAAGUAGAGUUCCUUAUGUUGCUUUCCAAACAAAAAAUAAAUCUAAAAUUAUUCAAUUCUCUUUAUCUUCAAGUAUCUCUCUCAAUUCACCAACUCCAAUUAUUUUUAAUUCUAGUAUUUCUAAUGUUGUAAAAUAUCUUAUAACAUUUCCUGAUAUUGCUCUUAAAGAUAAUGAAACAUAUAAAACAAUGAAAGAUUUAGAAAUGAGACUUUUUGAUUCAUAUACAUCUAAUGCAAAUGAAUGUAUUCAACUCUUCGACUCUACAAUGGAAUGUUACUCUAAUCAAAUAGACACAGUUUUUCAAAUGAUACAUAAAAUAUUAUUAUUAAUUCAAACACCAGAAACAUUAUGUGUUCUUUUACCAAAUAAAAGUUUUGAUUGUUCAGUUAAUAUUGUUUGUUCAUUAAUUGAACUAAUGACAGACUCUCAUUAUAGGACAUUUGAUGGAUUUGUACAUCUUUUCUUAAAAAACUUUGUAUGGAAUAAAUUUCCAUUUCUUGAAACACCUGAACGAGAUUUUAAUAAAUAUUUUAUAUUAUAUUUAGCAUGUGUUCUUAUGUUAAUACAAACAAAUCCAAAUCAAUUUGAAUUUAAUAAUCAUUUAAUCAAAUUCUUCUAUUAUCAUUGUUAUUCUAAACGAUUUAUUGAAUUUCUUCCAUUUCAAGUUUAUGGAUUAGCUAGUGUUUAUUCUUAUCUUCAAAUUCAUAAGAAUGAAUUUAUUAAUACUAAUUAUUUUGAAGGACAAAUUGAAAUUCCAUGUACAAAAUUACAUUUAAAUAAUCUCUUUUCAACUAUAAUUAAUCCUUAUACUUAUAAUUUCUUCACUUUACAAUCAUUACAAUCAAAAUAUUCUCUUGAAUUUCAUCAUAAUUUAGUAUAUUUCCCAUUAUAUGAUGGAAUGUUAAAUAAUUAUACAUCAUUAACAUCAUUAAAUUUAUCUAAUAAUCAUUUAACUUCAUUUCCACAAGAAAUUACUGUUCUUACUGGAUUAAUUAGUCUUAAUCUUCAAAAUAAUCAUCUUACUGUUAUAGAUGAAUCAAUUACAUCAAUUACUAAUUUAAAAAAUCUUAAUUUGGCUAAUAACGAUAUUUGUCAUCUUUCGAUGUUACAAUAUUUGUCACUUGACUCUCUUAAUAUUUCAUAUAAUCCAUUAGUACGACUUCAUGCUCCAUCCCUCCAAACCUUUGUUAUUUCAGGAUUUUCUUCAAUCUUUCCAAUAACAAUUCCUUCAGUACAAAGAAUUAUUGCUCAUGAUUGUUCAAGUUCUUUUUUAAACUUCAUUAUUAAGACAUUGCCAAUGAUUAAAUUCUUAUCUAUUAAUUCUAUUACUAAGCAAGAAUCAUUACCAUUUAAUAUUACAUCACUAGUCACACUUGAAGAUUUAAGUAUUACAGACUGUGGAAUAGAACGACUUCCUUAUGGAUUUCAAGGACUAACAAACUUAACAUCAUUAAAUUUAAAAAAUAAUAAAAUAACAUAUUUUCCAAGACAAAUGACUUCUUUAAAAAAUCUCAAGGUAUUGUCUUUAAUAGGAAAUCCAUUAAUAUUUUAUCCUCGUUCAUUAGAACCAUUUUGUGAUGUUUCAAUUCAACAAUUAGAAAAGAAUAAAAAUAUUAUUGAACAUAUUGAUGUUGUUAUUACUGGUAGUGAUACAAUUAGAAAAGACAUAAUGUCUUCUAUUGCAAUACUAAAUGGUACAAAUUAUUCUUCAGGUAAUUUAGAGCAUAUGUUAUUAACUUAUAAUGGAUCUUCUUUUGAUGUAGAUUUUAUUUCUGUAGCUCCAGAUAUAUUUGAAGAACAAUCAUAUAAAUAUUGUUAUCUUGGAAUGAUUUUUAUUUGUGGAGAACAAGAAACAGGUAAACGUAUUAAAAAAAUAAUUGAACAAUCAAAUACUGACCAAAAAGUAAUUGAUUUAAUCCAAAAGAAGAAGUCAAAUGGGGAAGUCGAAGAGAUAAAUUUAAAUGUCGAAGAAGUAAUAGAACAAGUUAUAAAAAAUAAACAUAAAGAAACUAUUAUAGAUCAUUUACUUCAUGAAAUUAAAUCAUUUGAAUAUAAAAAUGGAAUUCUUAGAAUAUCAGAAUUAUGUAAUAUUUUCAGAUAUUUUGAACUCCCAAAAGAAAAUGACUCUAAAAUGAUUAAUUCUUUAAAAAGAAAAGGUAUAUUUACUUUAGAUGGUUAUAGAUAUUGUUUAGUUGAUUAUUCUAUAAUGGAUAAAAUCAGAAGUAUCUUGGCAACUGUUAAAACAAAAAAUGGAAUUGUUUCUGUUAUGACUUUACAACAAUCAUUGUCUGUUUCUUCCUAUUCUCUUCAUUUUGUUUUACAUUUAAUGCAUUCUCUUCAUGUUAUAUUAUUAGUUGAUGAUGAGUUCUUUAAAAAAAUGAAUAUUCCAAUGUCGUAUUUGAAAUAUUAUUCAGACCAUCUAUUAUCAAAUGGAUGUCCUAACUCUCUUUCAUCAGACCAAUCUCCAAUAACUAGUCCGGGACUUAAUUUAUCAUCUUUAGAAAAAGAAAACUCUGAAAAAUCAAACUCUAAUUUAAUACAUCAAACCCAUUCUAUUGGACCAACAAGGAAACCAAGAGCUUCUUUUUCUAUUGGAUCAAAAAGAAUGUCACUUAGAACACUCCCACUCCAAACUGAAUCUUCUAUAUCUUCUUCACAUAAAGAGAAUGUUUUAAAUUCACCUCGUUCAGACACAACUACGGAAAAUCAACAGCAACAACCAAGUUACUUAAUAUUUAAUACUAGUUCACUAACAGCUGGGUUUACAAUAGAAAAUUUCUGGCCAUCUAAAUAUCAUAAAAUGGAAUUAGAAAUUGGUCGAGUUUAUGAGUUUUCAUUAAUGCCAAGAGAGAUGUAUGUAAAAUUAUUAGCUUAUCUAUCUAUUUAUUACAAAAUGAUUGUUGUUUGGAAAAGAGGAAUUAUAUGUUCUGAACGAGUAGACUGUGGAGAUAUAUUUAUGUAUUUUGUAUUUUCUCAAUCUCGUCAAAAAUUAUCAUUAAGAUUAAGAUAUCUCAUGGGAGAUGAUAUGACAUUAGAGUCAAUGAAAUUAUUUAAAGAAAUAGAACAUGUAUUAACUACUUUAUCAAAUAGGUUUGAUAUACAAUAUGAUAUUCAUAUUAUGUGUAGUUGUUGUGUUACAAAAGACAAGCCAUUCUUAUUCAACAAAAAACAAAUUAAAAAUUCAAUUAAAAAUAAAGUAUUUGAGAAAAUUGAGAGUGACAAUAAAGAACAUUAUGUUGUUUUACCAUUAUUUGCAUUAGACCUUUUAUUUAUAUGUUUAAAAGAAGUUGUUGGUCAUUGUCUUUCCGUAAAAGAUGUUCACCAAGAAAAGGUAUUAACACGAGGAAGUUCAUCAAUUAUAUCAGUUGGACAUAUUGGAAAUGAUACAAAAAAGAAGGUAGUAAUAAAAGAAAUCAAUGUAGAUAUUAGUAUGUGUCAUAUGGAAGGAAUUAAAUCAUCUGUUGAAGAAUAUUUGUUACGAGUUGGAGAGUUUAUUCAUGAAGUUUAUUCAAUUCAAUUUCAACCAAACGAAAACCUUGCUAGAGUUUAUAAUUAUGUUGAAUGUCCAAUGAUGAUUAUUAUGGAAUAUUUUGAAGAUGGUAAUUUAUUCGAAUAUAUAGAACAUUAUCCAUCUCUGAGUUAUGAAGAAGUUAGAGAUGUUGGUCUUCAAAUUGCAAAUGGAAUUAAACAACUUCAUCUUAUAAAACAUAUUCAUCGAGACUUAAAAACACCAAAUAUAUUAGUAGAAUUAGACUCAAAUAAAAAAAUAAAAAGAUGUGCUCUUACAGACUUUGGAGAAACUAUUCCAGAAGACCAAAGUGGACCAUGUAAUGUUGUUGAAUGUCCAUAUUGGCUUGCCCCAGAAGUUAUUUUAAAUAAUCAUUUCACAGAAGCUAGUGAUGUUUUUUCAUUUGGAAUGAUCUUAUGGGAGUUGUAUUGUUGGAGUCAUCCAUUUCCAGAUGUUAAAAACCUUAGUGUAGUUAGGGAUAUGGUUGCUUCAUAUACAAUGCCUGAAGUUCCACAAAAAGAUGUUCUUUUAUCUAAAAUUAUUCAUUCAUGUUGGGAACAUGAAGAAUAUCGAAGUGAUAUUUUUACAGUUGUAGCACAAUUAGUUGACACACAAAAUUUGUCAAAAUCUAUGACUGGAGAAUUAGGAUUAUUUAAAUUAUUAAAAACAAGAAAGUCUAGUGAAGAUCCAAAGAAAAAGACAUUCUUUAAAAGUUCAUUAAAUCUUACAUUUUCAUCUCCUAAAUAA
Messenger RNA from Entamoeba nuttalli P19, 5970 nucleotides. RefSeq names its product leucine rich repeat-containing protein. Gene Ontology annotation, cellular component: cytoplasm. The transcript is spliced from 3 exons. NCBI's taxonomy places the organism in Eukaryota, Evosea, Mastigamoebida, Endamoebidae. The record is from RefSeq and is a predicted model, not a curated record. Gene Ontology annotation, biological process: protein phosphorylation; signal transduction. Bases 1 to 5970 code for a protein of 1989 amino acids. Gene Ontology annotation, molecular function: protein kinase activity; protein binding; ATP binding.